AUACGAAAAAUUUAAAAUUAAAAACAAAAACAAAAACAAAAAAACAAAACUGAUCCUUCUGCAUCUCUAUCAUCUUCCUCUCGUCUGUUACUCCGACGCUAAAUUAGGUUCGACAAAAAAGGGAAAACAGAAUCCACGCUCUGAAAACCCUAGGAGAGAUAGAAAAGAGAGAGGGGGUUUAGCGUCUCGAUUCAAGCAACGGUUCCAAUCGCCUCGCCGGCGGCGAACGGGCUCUGGCUCUAGAACUUGGAGGCGCAGCUGCAGAGACGAAACGGUGCGUUUUGAGACUUCAUAGAUAGACGACGAAGAUGAAGGGUCUGUUCAAGUCCAAGCCUCGGACUCCGGUCGACAUCGUCCGCCAGACUCGUGAUCUCCUCAUGAUUGUCGAUCGCAACGCGGAUACGCGCGAGAGCAAGCGCGAAGAGAAGAUGGCAGAGUUGUGUAAAAAUAUAAGGGAGAUGAAGCAAAUUCUUUAUGGCAAUAGUGAGUCUGAGCCGGUCGCAGAAGCUUGUGCGCAAUUGACUCAGGAGUUCUUCAGAGAGAAUACAUUGAGGCUUAUUAUUAGGUGUCUUCCAAAACUGAACUUGGAGGCUCGAAAAGAUGCCACUCAAGUUGUUGCGAAUUUGCAAAGGCAGCAAGUUCAUUCAAAGUUAAUUGCGUCUGACUAUUUGGAAGCAAACAUAGAUUUAAUGGAUGUGUUGAUAGAAGGUUACGAAAACACAGACAUGGCUUUACAUUAUGGUGCAAUGUUGAGGGAGUGCAUACGUCACCAAAGUGUUGCAAGGUACGUUUUGGAGUCUGCACACAUGAAGAAGUUCUUUGAUUAUAUACAACUUCCCAAUUUCGAUAUUGCUGCCGACGCUGCUGCAACAUUUAAGGAACUCAUGACGAGGCAUAAAUCUACUGUCUCUGAAUUUCUUUCCAAAAAUUAUGACUGGUUUUUUGCAGAGUAUAACUCUAAACUACUGGAAUCCACCAAUUACAUUACCAGAAGACAAGCCGUCAAGCUGUUAGGAGAUAUCCUUCUUGAUCGUUCGAACUCUGCUGUGAUGACUCGAUAUGUGAGCUCAAGGGACAACUUGAGGAUUCUCAUGAAUCUUCUCAGGGAGUCUAGUAAGAGCAUCCAGAUAGAAGCAUUUCAUGUUUUCAAGCUUUUUGCUGCGAAUCAAAAUAAACCUCCGGACAUCGUCAGCAUACUUCUGGCCAAUAAGAGCAAGCUUCUACGCCUUUUUGCUGAUUUCAAAACUGAUAAAGAGGAUGAACAAUUUGAGGCAGACAAAGCUCAGGUGGUGAAAGAAAUUGAUGCCCUGUGAAGCUGUGACAUAUGCCCAUGAUUGAGCUUUUUGUUGUCUGUGGGGGGCCUUUUUUGCUUGAUUCAUUUGUGCAUUUCAUAUAUAGUUCUUAUAGAACGAACAUGUGACUCUACCACUGCUUAAAAGAUUCAUCAUCUUUAUCUAGCUUCUCUCUACUCUUCCUGUUCCGCAGCUCACGUCUCUGUUCAGCAUAUUAAGUUAAGGACACGCUCGUGUAAAACGUAGAUAAAUAAAUUGAUGGAUGAGUUUAAUGCAAAAAUUAAUGCACUUAUUUGGCUC
Molecule: messenger RNA, 1592 nt
Organism: Morus notabilis
Lineage: Eukaryota; Viridiplantae; Streptophyta; Magnoliopsida; Rosales; Moraceae
Product: putative MO25-like protein At5g47540
Exons: 11
Coding region: 309-1313 (334 amino acids)
Biological process (GO): intracellular signal transduction
Molecular function (GO): protein serine/threonine kinase activator activity
Source: RefSeq, a predicted model, not a curated record